AUGAAAGCGGCGCGUCUUCUUUUUCAGUCUGACCGGCGCACGCGUCACCACAUGAUGAUCGAUGGUGAGAUCAACCCUAGAGAGUGGUUCAACUGGCACCCGAAGGAGUACCAGCCGUGGUACUUUGAUCGGCACAAAUUCCUCUACGAGCAGGGCCAGUAUGCCGCCUAUAAUCACCUGCUGUGCCACCAAGCCUAUCUGAAAGAUAUUGAACAUCUCACGCGAUAUCCUGAGCCGCGCACGUUCAUCAUCGACUGCCGUAUGUCGCCUGCAAAAAUGCAUUCCUGGGUGCCGCACAGUAUGUGGCUCCCGCGCGAUGAAGUCGAGUACGCCUUGCAGCUCACGAAUGACGAGUUCCAGGAAAUGUACGGCUUCAUGAAGCCCGCCAAGGAUGACGACGUUAUACUGAUCUCGCACAACGGCCUGGCAUCCGAGCAGGCCGGCUGGGAGUGGCGCAAACAGUACUACCAACACGUGUACAACUACCGCGGCGGCACGAAUGAACUCUUCGGGGAGGACUACCAGGACUUUAUCCUAAAGGAUCGGCUAGAUCCCUGGAAGGGGCCGUACCCACAGAAAAGUAUUUUUGUGGAUAAGUGGAGUAAGCGCAAGGUGCUGACACGCACUGGACCGUUUGACCGUCAGUACGAGAUGCAGGAUUUUGCUUUACCCGACUUAGAGUUGGAGACGCCACGGCACUCAGAGGAUGGCCCGCGUCACAACAUGCCUUACGGUCUACAAUAA
This is a messenger RNA of Leishmania mexicana MHOM/GT/2001/U1103, 744 nucleotides long. RefSeq lists its product as hypothetical. The transcript has a single exon. The record is from RefSeq and is a predicted model, not a curated record. Gene Ontology annotation, cellular component: mitochondrion. Gene Ontology annotation, molecular function: thiosulfate-cyanide sulfurtransferase activity. Bases 1 to 744 code for a protein of 247 amino acids. Lineage: Eukaryota; Euglenozoa; Kinetoplastea; Trypanosomatida; Trypanosomatidae.